Aspergillus aculeatus ATCC 16872 is the source of this 653-nucleotide messenger RNA. Its product is annotated as SCP2 sterol-binding domain-containing protein. The coding region runs from base 145 to 534 and encodes 129 amino acids. The record is from RefSeq and is a predicted model, not a curated record. NCBI's taxonomy places the organism in Eukaryota, Fungi, Ascomycota, Eurotiomycetes, Eurotiales, Aspergillaceae. Gene Ontology annotation, cellular component: cytosol. The transcript is spliced from 3 exons.
GGACUUUAUUAAUACAUCCUUUGAUCCUCAUCACAGGGUUCUCCUUUGAACUUUCUGAUCCUCCUUCGAUAAUACUACGGUCCUUUCAGCACCCUUUGGCAUUUCUUGAAGAGUUAACUUCCAUCUCUGUUAUUAACCGCCAACAUGAGUCUCAAGAACGACGCAUUUCCCUCCUCCGCCGCAUUCGAUGUGAUCAACGCUGCCCUGCAGUCGGACGCCGGCGAGCGCAAAGACGCCAUUGAUAAGGCCAAGGCGGUGGUCUCCUUCAGCCUCAAAAACUCCCAGGGUAAAGAGGAGAGUUGGUACCUAGAUCUCAAGGACAAGGGAGUCGUGGGAAAGGGGGCCGCCCCCCAGGGUGGAAAGGCUGACGUCACUCUCUCGCUUUCUGAUGAGGACUUCAGCUCCCUUGUUAGCGGCAAGGCCAAUGCUCAGCGCUUGUUUAUGGGUGGUAAGCUCAAGAUCAAGGGCAACAUCAUGAAGGCGACCAAGAUGGAGCCUGUUUUGAAGAAGGCCCAGAGCAAGGCCAAGCUAUAGAUACCCUUUUGGAUUUCUGGAUCAAUUUUUCGUCUUACACGCGUUUCUCUGCCUCUCCUGUAUAGCUAUUUCCAACAGAAGAUUGAUAGGCCAACUUAAGAAUUUAGAAGGAUUUGCAU